CUAUAAAUGCGGCUUCCCGGGCUCUUUGUGGGACCCGGAGCUCAGUGGAGAGUAGGGAGCUUCGUCUGCACUGCCGACGCCGCUGGCAGCGGGGCUGUCUGGGGAAGUCGGACCCGCGAUCGCCCUGUACCCGCUCUCGGUUUGCCCGCUGCUCUCUGCGCCCAUCAUCCUCAUUCGGGACGCAGUGACCGUUUUGGGGUUUUUGUGUUUUUGUUUUUGUUUUUGUUUUUUUUAAUCACAAGGGCGUGGGUCAGCCUCCCCUAGGACUUCAUGUCUGUAUAUUUCCCCAUUCACUGCACUGACUAUCUGAGAUCUGCUGAGAUGACUGAGGUGAUGAUGAACACCCCAUCCAUGGAAGAGAUUGGCCUCAGCCCCCGGAAGGAUGGCCUUUCCUAUCAGAUCUUUCCCGACCCAUCAGACUUUGACCGUUGCUGCAAACUGAAGGACCGCCUGCCCUCCAUAGUGGUGGAACCCACAGAGGGAGAGGUGGAGAGCGGGGAGCUCCGGUGGCCCCCUGAGGAAUUCCUGGUCCAGGAGGAUGAGCAAGACAACUGCGAAGAGACAGCAAAAGAAAAGAAGGAACAGUAGAGUCCCUGCAGGCUCACCUGGGUCAUGCCAGCCAGAAUACCUGAACUGUUUUUUCCCAUGGUGAUGGAAGAAGAGAGUGAGCCACAAUCAUUCUGAAAAAUGUCAAAUGAGGCUUCUGUUUUGCAUCUGA
Cricetulus griseus (Chinese hamster) is the source of this 718-nucleotide messenger RNA. NCBI's taxonomy places the organism in Eukaryota, Metazoa, Chordata, Mammalia, Rodentia, Cricetidae. The record is from RefSeq and is a predicted model, not a curated record.